Messenger RNA from Hydractinia symbiolongicarpus, 3875 nucleotides. RefSeq lists its product as uncharacterized. The transcript is spliced from 4 exons. The coding region runs from base 163 to 1026 and encodes 287 amino acids. The record is from RefSeq and is a predicted model, not a curated record. NCBI's taxonomy places the organism in Eukaryota, Metazoa, Cnidaria, Hydrozoa, Anthoathecata, Hydractiniidae.
ACUUUUGGUAGAGUGUUUGAUAAAAAAACCAAUACUCUCUCCUCGAAGUCUCGAACCGCAAAAUUGUGGAUAUCAUACUUAAAAUACAUUGCAACAAUCAAGAAGUAUAUCAUUGCAGAAAGGACGUCUAACUGGCCACUCCAUCUCGAAGCUACCAAGGAAAUGUUAAACUUGUUUGCAGCCAUGGGACAUAUUAAUUAUGCCAAGAAUGCACAACUGAACCUUCAACAAAUGGUUGCCCUCCAGCAAAAAAAUCCUUGGCACCAUCAGAAAUUUCAACUUGUGAUCGAACAGGCUCUCAUGAGAUCAAUCAAAACCAGAGGAGGACUUACCAGAGGGAGAGGGAUGAAAGAUGAUGUGCGGAACCUUUGGGUUCUUAGCUUGAAUUCCAGCGCCUUUAUUUAUGAAGCAAUGACUGGCGUCUCUGGCCUUACUGUCAAAGCAAACGAGCAACAAGUCGAGAUGGGGGCGUCAAGAUGCUCCGAAGAUUAUACAUAUUGCAAGAUCUUCAUAGAUUGGCUACAGCAAAGAUAUCCGUUUGUUUAUGAAGACACAAAUCUUCAUUCGCUUUCUUUUGGCUUGAUGUCUGAUGAAAAUGAUUGUAUCAACUGUGAAAUUGCGGAAAAGAUCGGAGAAAUGAAACAAGCAAAGCUUGACAACCUUUCAGUAGUUGAAUGCACAAUCAAGCGGAAGGACCAGGUUAAGCCCAUCAUUUCCUUGCAAUCCAAAGUCCAAUUGAAUAAAGAAUCUGUCAUAGUCAAUCCACCGAUGUUGUUCACACGAUUGGUAUCCAUAGCGCAAAGGAAAAAAGAAGACAUCGAAGAAUUUUUUGCUUUCGAACUUACACAAGAGCCAAUGUCCCUCUUUAAACAUGGCUUAAUGAGAAAACCUGACAAGUCCUCAUUACGUAAAGCUGUUAUGAACGAUGAUAAAGCAGUGGAAAAAAAUCAAAUGCAAAUUGAUCCUUUUUUCGUAGUCGAUGGUGAAGCUCCAACGGACUCUAUGCAAAAGCAUAGAGUCCGUUAGAUCAAAAAUUCUACUUUUGAUGAACUAUUGCAAGUUUACGUUAGUUACGUUCGACGGCACUAUAAAUCUUGCAUUGUCUUUGAUCGAUACGAUGGUCCUAGCAAACUUUACCAAGACGGGAAAACAGUGAAGAUUUGUGAUGGUGAUGCUGAUACAACAAUCGCCGCAACAGUACUAGAAGAAGCCGAAACAAACAACCAAAAAGCCGUUGUAACAGUUGCCGAUGAUACUGAUGUUGCAAUGAUGCUUCUAUACCAUUGGCAAGAACAGAGGUUGGAUAAAGCCUGGAACAUGAAAGUUGUCUGUCAAAAAUAGAACCCUAUCCGACAGCAUAUUCUUUUUGUGCAUUCGUUUUCCGGCUGGGACACAACAAUGGGUGAUGUUUGGGCAGACAACAGAGAUGUCAAAGAAGCUGCCAUCAAAGCGUUUUAAAUAAUUUACGAUGGUAACGACUUGACUGAUUUAUGCAAACUUUGAUACCGGAAAUAUCUCGAUAUAUGUUGGAAAGGGUUUGAGUUCAUCUACAGGUAAUGAAGUGGAAGAUGUUAGAGGAAGAAGAGCUUAAGCAAAUUGAUGCAAGCAAAUGGGGCUGGAAAAUUGAAAGUUCUCAAAUGAUGCCAAUAAAGACAGAUAAACAAGUCGCCCCUUAUAGCCUCCUAAAAAUCAUUAAAUGCAACUGCAAGGCUACUUCGAAGUCACCCUGUUCAACAAAUUUGUGUUCGUGCAGAAAACAUGGUCUGAGCUGCAUGCAGUCUUGUGGAGAAUGUCACGGUGAAACAUGUGAAAAUAAAGAGGUAUUCGAUGGUGAUAGUAACGUCGUAGAUGAUUUGGAAGAUGAAGAAAGGAAUAGAAACAUUUUUGAUAUAUUUGAUGCAUUUUGAUUUCACAUAUUUGUAUACAAAUUUUUACUUUUUAAGAUGGAAACUGUUAAAGAAAGUCCAUGACUUUAAAAAUGAUGAUUUUUGAGAGUUAGGUUGAUUACUUUUUGUUCUAAAUUGACUGGUUUUCGAAUUGACCAACUUUCGUUUUCUCAAAAAUGUGGAAAUUCACCAUUUUUAAAAAUGGCGCAUAUCUCAUUUUAAUGCUAUUGAUGGGCUUUUUUUUCUGUUAAUCUACAUAUUAAAAGGAGUAAGUGUGCCAAAUUUCAGCUCUAUAUCAUUUUUUUCCAGGUCAGUGUGUUUUUUUACUUUAACGACUGGUCUAUUAGUGGUGAUCAGCUGACACGAGUCCGUUUCGCUGGUGCGAAAUCCCUACUAGCUGGGAAUCACACACCAACAGACCGGUUGGAGCAUUGUUCCCCUUUCAAAGCUGCAUCUUUACUUCAAUAUUCAUAUGCUCUGCCUUACUCAGCAAACUCUGUCAACCAGAUAGAAACGCUGAAGUAUUUGAAAAUGAAUAGAAGGAAUCCAACACCAGGUAAAGUGUUAGACUCAUACGAAGGUAGCGAAGAUCAGUUUUUAAGUGUUGGUAGAGCAUAUUUUGUUGUAGCAGCAAUGUUUUUUUUUGGAGAUGGAUACAUUGGAAGAUAAACCGAAAAAAAACAUCUCUUUCCUAAAAAUUUGGUGCAAAGAGGUAAAAAAAGAAGAUUUUAACACUUUACUGGAUAAUUUUGUCGAUCAAUUUGUUCUCCAGAAAUCAAUUGAAGAUGGUGAUCAAGUGAAAAAUUAUGGUCUGUGUAUCAUUUUCUUAACUAAAGAAGGAGAUGGUGACAGAAACCUCAUUAAUCAAAGCUUUUGUUGUCAAUAUUUCGAUCACUUGGUGCAUACAGUAAAUAUGCGAUAGAGAUGUUUGUAAGCAUUGCACAAGUAGAAUGCUUGUUGACACCUAGAUUGUUUGAGAAGUUCAAAUGCGGAUACUUUUCAAAUUGAAGAGGUGGAGCAGGGCAAAACAUUGAAGAUGAUCUAUCACAAGAAAUCAGUAAUCGUUUAGGAAAACACAUCGUGCAAAGAAUGGGAGCAAAUAAAACAAUAAAAUCCAUUAGCAAAAUGUGCAAGGCUGUGAGCCGUGUAAACUAGCAUAUUGCCGCACGUAGUGUAGUGGGUUCGUCUGCGACUCCCAGUUCUGGGGAGCGCGGAUCGAAUCCCGUUUACUGCCAGGCAGUGUGUUAAUGAUGAACAAAGUAGUUCUUUUAAAAUAUAAAAAUUAUCUUGUUCAUAUUUUUUAAAACCAAAGAAAUUUAGAAUAAAUUCCCUUAAGCACAGAUCUGUUUUGCAGAAGCACUUCAUGCUAUCGUCAACAUUAUUUUUAUUAACAGCAAUAUCUGCAUUAUUGUAAUACAAUGUUGCAGUUUAGUUUUCCCCACGCCUUCCAGCUCGACCAAUUUCUUGCAUGUAGGAUUCAACAUUGGCUGGACGCGUUAUGUGGAUAACUUCGGUAACAUUUGGUGCAUUAACACCCAUCCCGAGUGCUGUGGCUGCAAACACAACUCUAAUAGUCGAAUCUUGUUUUGUAAUUUCAUCUAAGAUUUCUUUCUUCAUUUUAGAUGUUUGAGGAGCAUGAAAUUGACAGAAUAGUUUUGUGUUAUUUGGAGUUACUGUUUGCUGAAAUAACGGAUAAGCAUAGCCACAAUAUUAAAGCUUCAUAUAAAUGAUUGUCAUGGGAUAAUCAUUUAUAUGAAGCUAAAACAUUGUUAGGGUUAUUAAUUAGUUCUUUAGCAAUGGGAACUAAAGUAUCAUCAUAGCUUCUUAAGCCAAAGUUGUUUCCGCGUCUUGGCAAUUUCUUUAAAUAUAUAUAUAUAUAUAUCCAUCUUUUCAUUUUUAACUGGGAAGAGAUCAGCAAGUAAAUAAAAAAUAAUUGAUUUUCCAAAUCCAGUGGGCAGAACUGCCACCACAUCAUUCCUCUUUAACAAA